Messenger RNA from Coccinella septempunctata (seven-spotted ladybird), 5730 nucleotides. Its product is annotated as myb-like protein X. The transcript is spliced from 3 exons. The coding region runs from base 180 to 5549 and encodes 1789 amino acids. Lineage: Eukaryota; Metazoa; Arthropoda; Insecta; Coleoptera; Coccinellidae. The record is from RefSeq and is a predicted model, not a curated record.
UCGUACAGCUGUUUCCCAACAUACGCGUGCGUCAGGAUUAUUUAAAGUGACAAAAGUCGUAGUUAACCGCUUUUUAGAAAGAAAACCGCGAUAAGUGCACGUGUAACAGUUCAAUUUCAAUCUAUAUGUUUCAAUAAUAUUUUAAAAUUCCGACGUAAGUGUACAAUUCCGUUGCUAAAAUGUCUAAAAGGGGGCUAGUAGAUCUCGCUACCGAUGAAAGAGCUGAUUCGCCUCAACCUGUAAGAAGAUCUAGUCGUAUCUCAUCCGGCCAGAAUUUGACCAGUUCUCCUGCUCCUAAAGCAAUUCGGACCAGAAGAAGUUCAGCUAAUGCAGAAAAAACUACAGUGGAAACGAAUAACAUCACAACAGACGUCAGAAAAACAAGAAGGACAUCAACUGAUGAAGAUCCUAAACCAGCCCCAAUCAGAACUAGAAGAAGUUCAGUAUCCAAAGUUAUUGAAGAAGAAAAAACAUCAACACCGAACUCCCCUAGCCGCAGAAAUACAAGGCUAUCAAGUUCUUCACCAUCGUUAGACGUUCCUGCUAGAAGAACAAGGCGGUCAUCACAAGAUUCGGAAACUGUUGAAAUUCCAGCCAGGCGAUCUACUAGGAGAUCUUCCACAGGACUCCAAGAACCUAUUGUCGAAGAAGUUAUAGAAAAGGCUAAACCAAUCACUCGUAGGCGUAGGUCAUCUUCGAUAGAUGAACAAGAAGAAGAUACUAAAGUUGAAACUAGACCUAAAACAAAGAGAUUGUUCAAUGAAGAUAAUCAGUUAGAACCAAUCAAAGAGCUAGAACAGGAAGUCAAAGAAAAAGAGGCUACUGAAGAAAAACAAGAAGUUAUUCACACUUUAGAAGUAAUAGAAGAACUUGCUGAUGAUGAGAGUGAAAGAAUACUUGAUUCUCUGAAUGAAGUUUUAGGAGAAGAAUCUAGUUAUGAAAGAAAUGGAGCAGACUCUGAGAAAUCUAACACAGAAGAAAAAGACAAAACCAAAACAGAAACAAAUCAUAAGGAAGAAAAGUCCAGUGUUGCAGAAACUAUUUUGGAACAAGCAGCAUCUGUUGAUGAAAAAGAAGAAACUGAAAACAAGGAAUUUCCAGAAGAAAAGUCCAGUUCUGAGAAAUGCUUGCCUGAAGAAUCUAUCACUGACGGAAAUAAAGAUGAAGUUGAUGAAGAUAAGUUACAAGUUGAAGCACCCAAAGAAACAGAUUUAAAAUCUCCUGCAAAUGAAGCCCAAUCUGUGACAAAAGAAUCUGAAGCGGAAAAAUUAGAGGAUGUUACCACUGAAAAUUCAGAUACACCAAUUAGUCCUGAAGAAAGUCCAGUUGUUCAACUGAAAAAUUACAUUGAGAUAGGGGAAGAUGGUUCGUAUACCCUUUCAUUGAAAGAAGACAAUGAAAUCGAAUUUGAAAAGACUGAAAAUAAAACAGCAACAUUUUGUUCCCCUGGAAGCGAUAAAGAAAAUAGUUCAAUGAACAUUCCUAAAAAAAGAAGGUCCAUAAAAUUAAAUGAGGGAAUUUUAAAUAAUGAAACUGAAAAAUUGGCCUUUGCAGCAAAAAAGACUCCUAGAAACAGUUUAUGUGAACCUAUGGAUGUCGAUGAAGAUGAAGACGAUUUAUUCAAGAAUGAAGCUCCUUCUACAAUCGUAACUCCGAAAGAUGUCACAAUGAAUGGACAUCAUACUGAAGUAAUUGAAGAAAAAGAAUCUGAAGUUACAGUUCAAAAUGUUUCACUUAAGGAUGCAGAUAUUUCCAAGAAUGUAUUUGAUCAAAAUACUAGCAUCAAAAAUACCAGUUUGGCCAUGGAAGGAUCGUUCUCUCAGUUAAAUUCCUCGCCAGAUAAAGGAUCUCCAUCGGUAAAAAAAACAGAAAGCCACGUAGAACCUCAAAGUAAUGAAAAUAAAACUUCAACAGCAGAUAUCAUCAAUGAGACAGAUGAUGAUUGUGCUAGUGAGACCUCCAUUAAAUUAGUUGACACCGAUGAGGAAGAAGAAGCAGCCAAAAAAGCCCUUUAUGAAAAUGAGGAAAAAGAUGAAUCAUUAUCAAAAGAAACCAGUCAACUACCAACUGAAGAUGUAACCGUUUCAGGAUUAGAUGAAUCGGUGUUAGAUAAGAGUUUUGACAGUGAUAAAAAUCAGUCAAUACUUGAGAAGAGUACUGAUAAACUUCUAACAGUAACUCCUACUAAUGAGGAAGACGACACCAGUACUACAGUGGUCGAUUCCGAAGAUGAAAUUAUAGAGGUUGUUGAUUCAAAUGACAUAAUAUUAGUUGCAGCUAAAUCAUCACAUCAAAAUGAAGAUGCACAAGAAGAAUCAUCCGCUAAACGGAAAUCAAUUGAUGCAUCAAAAACCAUUUUGGAGGUUGAAGUUGAAGCACCAUCUACCGAAGAAAAAGAUCCAACUAAUAUUGAAUCAAAUGUAGAAUUCAAGGAACUUGAAGAAUCCAAGGAACUUGAAGAACCCAAUAAUUCAAUUCUGCAAACAAAUGAAGAAUGGCAUAGUGUACCCGAAAAUCAUGAAGAUAAUGAAAAAGUACUUGAAAUUGUCCCUAGUACUCCAAAAUCCAAAGAUUCACGGAAAUCAAUUGAGAAAAGUGAGGAAUUGGAAAAAAGCGUGUUGGAAAGUAACGAUUCCAAGGCAAAUAUUUCUUUAGUGAAGAUGGAAAAUGAUUCUGAUUUAUCUGAAAAUGUAGCACAAGAAAUUGUGACUAACGUUGCAGUGGAUUUGGUAAAGCAGGAAAACAAUAUAGUGAAGAAUUCCCCACGUAAAUCCAUGAAUAAAUUGACAGAUUCCAACAACUCUGAGAAAAAUCUAGAAGAAACAUGUCUCGAAACAUCUGUUGGUCAAGAAUCUGAAGAAAAAGACAUUUCGAAGUCGGUCAUGAGUCCUUCCACAAUUAUACUGAAAAGUGUGACAGUUAUAAAGCAGAGCGGCGAUGAGGUGCAGGAAAUCGAUCAGUCAAAAUCUAGUGAACAGGAAAUAGGAAAAGGUGAUAACACAUCAAAAAACCAAGAACAAGAGUCAUCAACUGUGAAAUCAAGGACUCGACAUUCUUUACCCAACUCUGAGAAGAAAAAAACUGAAACAGAGAAAAAGGAAAAUGAACUCGAAAUUAAAAGCACCAAAACAAGACUUUCUUUUCUUGAUGCUGAGAAUAAGCAGAAUGAAACAGAGAAAAUGGAAAAUGAAGAAGUGAAAAUUAAAAAUACCAGAUCAAGACUUUCUCUGCCUGAUGCUAAAAAUAAGAAAAGUGAUACAGAGAAAAGGGAUAAUGAAGAACUAAAAAAUAAAAAUACAAAAUCAAGGCAUUCUCUUCCAAACAAAAUCAGACAUGAAAGAGAAAACAUUUCAAAAUUAAGCCUACAAAAACCAACAUCGUCCUCAACAGAAAGCAUGAAUGAAGGGGAUGAAGAGAAUUUGAGACUGUUAGAUAAAGAUACAGAAGUUCAUUUAAUAUCUUCUUCCGAUGAUGAAAAUAACACUCUUGAAAUUGCAGAUGGUAGUGCCUUAAAAAAAAUAAAGGAGGAAAAGUGUGAAAACCCAAAACAAAAAGUGGAAGAACCAUCAGCCGGACGUAAAUCUUUGAAAAGGAUUAAUCCUUAUAGUGAAGUUGGAGCCACUAAAAGAAAAUCUGAGGAAACUGGUGGAAUAAGUAAAAAACUGAAAGUGUCUUCAGAAAAAACAACCGAAGAGAGGGACCAAGACACAGAAAGAAAGCCUUCGAAGGACAAAAGAAGACGCAGUAAGAGACAAAUUGAAAUAAUGACUAGAAGUGGAAUUGAUAUUGAAGACGAUGAGGAAAGUUCAGACGAGAUUGAACUAAACGAAUACUUCGACGAAAUGGCUGAAGAGGGAGAAGAAAGUUUGGGUGAAGAGGAAAAUGACGAAUAUGAAAUCAAAGAUGAAGGAGAAUCUGUUCUGAGUUCUGGUACGGAAGAAGAAAGUUCCGAAGAUGAUUAUGACCCCAAUGACUCUUUCAUAGAUGAUGAAGAACAAGAACUAAUAUCAGGCGAAGAGGAGUAUCUUGGAUUGGUUAAAACGAAAAAGAAGUACAAAAAAAUAAUUGCGCCUUCGACUAGUGAUUCAGACGAAGUAUUUGAGCCGGUUGAAAUGUCAUCUAAAAUUCCAGAAGCCGAUUUUGUGCCAAUUCACAAAAAACCGGAGGAAGAAGAUACUGGAAAAUCCUUUGAAGAAAAAAUUGAUUCUAUUCUUAAAGUUAACCCUGAGGAUAAAGACAUGCCAAGUAAUACUAUCACUGAUGUUAUGAAUUCAUCUGCAGUCUCAGAAAGCUCUGUUAUACUACAAGAAACAUGCAGUAUUGGUGCUGCAAAGAGUAAAGUUAUUUUGGACCGAAUCCAUGGAAUGGUUGAUGUAUUUUGUAAAAAUAUAAACGAAUCGGAAGGUAAUAUUUCACUGAAUGUAUCUCUGAACUUUAAACCACCUCAGAAUUCUCCUUCAAUGGAAAAAAUAAAAUCCAGGGAUUCGUUGAAUAUUUCUUUGGAAACAGCCAAAGAUGAUGAUAAGAUUGUUGAAAAUUCCUCUAAUGAAUCUAAAAGAUUAUCAAAUGACAAAAGCCACCACACCUAUAAUAGAAAAUCUCUAGAGAAAAUUGAUGUUAGCAUUGGAAAAGAUCAAAGUAAAAAUAUGGAAUUGGAAGAAGUUCAUGUAGAGCUGAAAAAACAUCAAGAUGAUUCUGCUUCGAAGGAUGAAACAAGAAAUAUUGAAAGUGAAGAUCAGGUAAAGGUUAAAAAGUCCAGAAGGAAUAGAAAGAAGUCUAAAAAUUCUUCUAUUGAGAAAAAUGUAAUCCUGAAUGAGGAAUCUAAAGGUAGUGAAUUGAAAAAAAAGAAACCAGAACCGUCUUCUAAUACUUCACAAGAUAAUAAAUCUGAUGAGAUUGAAUCUUCUCAAACAAAAACUAUGAAGAAAACGAAAAAAGAGUCUAAACAAGAAAAAAUUCAUGAUAACUCUGAUCAAAAGGAAAAAAAGAAAAAGACAACCAAAAAUGUUUCUGACUCAAAGGAAAAAGAUUCUUCAGAACAGAAAUCGGGAAAGAAAAAGCUGAAACAUGGUGAAUCUACGGAAAAAAUCGCAUCUCAAACACACAAAAAACAUAAUGAACAAAGUGAAGCCACCAUUCAAAUGAAGGAAAAGAAAGUGAAACGAAAGAAUUUAGAAUCAAUGGAUAAAGAAGUACCAUCUAAAAAAGUCUGUACAUCGAAAUCUAAACUACCCGAUAGUAUUAAAACUCAAAUUGAAGCCAAAAAUUUGAAAGAGAUCAAGCCUUCAAAGUCAUCGAAACGACUGAAAGAUUCUGAAAAAACUGGAAGUAAGAAACAGAAAAUCGAAUUAAAGGCAAGCAGUUCAAAUGAAGUAAGCGAAUGGGAAGAAGAAGUGGCUGUAGUUCAACCGUCAGCCGCUAAUACGUCUAUAAGUGGUUUUAAUCUGGAAAAAAUUAUAAGCAGGGAUUUUAAGAACAGAAUGAUUUAUGAUUCUUCAAGGAAUAAGAGGGAGCCUUCUGUAAAAUCCAGGAGACAACAUAAAAAGUGAAGCAUUUUAUGAGGAGAACAAUUCAUCCAAGAAAUUUCGGGAAAAUUUGUUUUUUUAAUGUUAAUUAUAUAUUAUAUGUAUUGUUUUUAAUCUCUUCUCAAGUCUGAUACUUUAAUAUGUAAGCAUAAUGUUGAGUAUUUGAUUAAAUGUUAUUUUUGAAGUGGACACUUUUGUCUCCUAA